UUGCCUUUCCAGGUGCCCGAGAGUGCAGUGUCCAGUCUCUACAUGAAGCUCAAGUGAAAGGAUACGGGUGCCAGGGCCCCACGUCCACGGACAGAAUGACCAAGACCCGGCUCUUCCGCCUGUGGCUGGUCCUGGGCUCUGUCUUCAUGAUCCUCCUGAUCAUCGUGUACUGGGACAACGUGGGCACCGCCCACUUCUACCUGCACACUUCCUUUUCCAGGCCGCAUCCCCUGGAGCCCCUCCCGACCCCCAGGCAGGGGGAAGAGAAGGAGUUCACAUCAGACGUGGACGAGUUUUUGGAGAAGCUCUUCAGUGCCGGCAUGAAGCAGAACGUCCUUUCCGGUAGAAAGACAGAGCAGCCCUCCCAGCUGGCCUCCAGCAGGCCUGUGCUGAGCAACAUGGAGGAGAGGGUGAGGGGCUAUGACUGGUCCACCCACGACGCCCAGCAGAGCCCAGACCUGGACAGGCGGCAGGCCGAGAGGAGGAGCGUGCUGCGGGAAUUCUGCGCCAACGCGAGCUUCGUGUUCCCUACCAAGGAGCGCUCCUUCGAUGACAUCCCCAACUACGAGCUGAAUCACCUCAUUGUGGACGACCGCCAUGGGGUCAUCUACUGCUACGUGCCCAAGGUGGCCUGCACCAACUGGAAGCGCGUAAUGAUUGUCCUGAGCGAGAGCCUCUUGGACCAGGGCGCCCCCUAUCGCGACCCCCUGGACAUCCCCCGGGAGUACGUCCACAACUCCAGCACCCAUCUCACUUUCAACAAGUUUUGGCGUCGCUACGGGAAGUUCUCCCGCCACCUCAUGAAGAUCAAGCUGAAAAAGUACACCAAGUUCCUCUUUGUGCGGGACCCCUUUGUCCGCCUCAUCUCGGCCUUCCGCAGCAAGUUUGAGCUGGAGAACGAGGAGUUCUACCGGAAGUUCGCCAUCCCCAUGCUCAAGAUGUACUCCAACCACACCAGCCUGCCCGCGUCGGUCAGCGAGGCCUUCAGCGCGGGCCUCAAGGUGUCCUUCGCCAACUUCAUCCAGUACCUGCUGGACCCCCACACCGAGAAGCUGGCGCCCUUCAACGAGCACUGGAGGCAGGUGCACCGCCUCUGCCACCCCUGCCAGAUCGACUACGACUUUGUGGGCAAGCUGGAGACCCUGGACCAGGACGCGGCCCAGCUCCUCCGGCUCCUCAAGGUGGACAAGCUUCUCCACUUCCCCCCGAGUUACCGGAACAGGACUGCCAGCAGCUGGGAGGAGGACUGGUUUGCCAAAAUCCCCCUGGCCUGGAGGCAGCAGCUUUACAAACUCUAUGAAGCAGAUUUUGUUCUCUUUGGCUACCCCAAGCCUGAAAACCUGCUUAGAGACUGAAGGCAUUAGGGGAAAAUCCCCAACACCAAAAAAAAACCCUGCUCGUGUUGUUACUUUAAAACCGAACGAAGGGUCUGCCAUACCACGACCAUCUUCUGAGGAUGGCGAUGGGUCGCCACAUGUAUUUUUUUAUGGCUUCUUUUCCCUCCCCAUUUGACACAUUGCAGAAUUCCACAGUGCUCCUGUUGACGAGGCAGCUGGGAACUCCCCACAACCACACCCACACUCCAGUUUUUAAACUAACGUACAAUUUUGCAAUCUAGACUGUUUACUCCACUGCCUAUCAUUCAUUGAGUACUGUGUUAAUAUUGUUUUUUAAGAUUAAUAUAUUUCAGAUAUUUAAUAUGAAAAGUGGAGAAGGAAAUGAUGGAGUAAAAUGUUACAUCUGCUC
This is a messenger RNA of Ceratotherium simum simum (southern white rhinoceros), 1746 nucleotides long. The record is from RefSeq and is a predicted model, not a curated record. Lineage: Eukaryota; Metazoa; Chordata; Mammalia; Perissodactyla; Rhinocerotidae.